Messenger RNA from Arachis duranensis, 771 nucleotides. Its product is annotated as protein FAR1-RELATED SEQUENCE 5-like. NCBI's taxonomy places the organism in Eukaryota, Viridiplantae, Streptophyta, Magnoliopsida, Fabales, Fabaceae. The coding region runs from base 1 to 771 and encodes 256 amino acids. The record is from RefSeq and is a predicted model, not a curated record. The transcript has 5 exons.
AUGGAAUUCAAGAUAUCUCCAACUCUGAAGGCAAAUCUCUCAGCCGGAAUAAACUGUCCAGCUAGGAUUUAUGUACAUAUAUUGACGGACGUUGGUCUUUGGAUUAUUUCUAAAGUUGUUCUGAAUCAUUCACAUCCUUGUUGUCCUGAUCGUGCAGAUAUGCUUAAACAACACAGGGAGCUAAGCAUGUUUGUGCGUCGUACCAUUGAAAAUAACGAGGAAGCCGGAAUCAGACUGAGUAAAACAUAUAAGUCAUUUGUAGCAGCAGGGGGUAGUCAUCGUGAACUAAAUUUUAUUGAAAAAGAUGUGAGGAAUUACAUUACAAGGGAACUUAACCUUGAAAUUGAUCACUCUAUCAAAAAUGUAUUUUGGGCUGAUGCAAGAAGUAGGGCUGCGUAUGAGUAUUUUGGAGAUAUUUCAUUUGGUACGACUUACAACACACACAGGUACAAUAUGGUUUUUGAUUCUUUUGUGGAUGUGAAUCACCACGGUCAGUCGACACUUUUCGGAUAUGCAUUUGAUAGAAAUUGGAGUAAUCUUCUCAAGAAGUAUGGUGUUGGAGGCAAUAAGUGGCUUUCAGAAUUCGAGGAGUUGAUUGAAAUUUUGCAGCAGACUUUUGAUAAUGUCAUGGCUGAGAUGCAAGAAUAUCAAGUGAAAAGUAAAAGCAAAUGCUCGUUAUCUCACGAAGAUGCUACGUUGAAUGAUGUUAACGACCUUCAAAGUUCUCCACGUGUUAGAACAAGAGAACGUCCCAAUAAUAGACUGGGAUAA